Molecule: messenger RNA, 2279 nt
Organism: Loxodonta africana (African savanna elephant)
Lineage: Eukaryota; Metazoa; Chordata; Mammalia; Proboscidea; Elephantidae
Product: extracellular matrix protein 2-like
Exons: 9
Coding region: 230-2104 (624 amino acids)
Biological process (GO): positive regulation of cell-substrate adhesion; extracellular matrix organization
Cellular component (GO): extracellular matrix
Molecular function (GO): collagen V binding; heparin binding; protein binding
Source: RefSeq, a predicted model, not a curated record
AGGCCUGGGAGGCGUUUGUUUGUGACGGGGCUUCCUGGGGGCGGGCUGGGUGGGUGUGGGAGGAUCUGAGUGGGCCAGUGGGCCCAGGAGCUCCAGGAGCAGGAUGGUCAUGUGCUGUCAUCAUUGGUCCAUGAGUCGUGUGUUCUGUCUCACUGUGGCAGCUGCUCCCAGCUCCCCCAACUAGUCAUCUCCUGUUCUGGCCCAGGCAGCCUGCCUGCAAGCGGUGGCUAUGAGGACCAAGGUGCUCACCAUGCUGGCUUUCUGGGUGGGGUGCUGUUCUGGAGGGGCCCUGGGCAAGGAGGCACCGAGUCUGAGAGAGGCCAUAGCUCUGCCAACCCUCAGAGGCUUGCCCACACCGCAGCCAGUGCCGCUCAGCCCACCUGGCUCCCCAGAUGGUCAGGUACGGCUCAUCCCCAGGAACAACGGCCCAGCCAGGCCUGAGGACAGGCAGCUGGACUGGCCACAGGCCCGGCCCACACUGGGGGAGAGGGCCCAUAGAGCUCCUCUCCAACCCCAGGCCCCCAGCUGGAAGCAGCCUGCCAGGCCAGGGCUGCCCCAGAGGAAGGAGUUGUCCCCAGCGGCCUUGGAGCAGGAACGGGUCCAGCCCCAAGCCACGACCAUCUUGGAGGCUGCAGUGGGGAGGCCCAGGGCACGGAAGUUGAGGCCCUUAUGGGCCAGCGGGACCCUUAGACCCCGAGAGGGUGCAGUGUCCACCGAGGAAGGCCAGGGCAGGAAGGCAGGAGGCCGGGAUGCCAGGAGAAGGGGUCUGAAGCUGCCCCGGAGGCCCCCCAAAGGAGCCUCCUGCCAACCUGCGCUGGUCAGUCAACACCCACAGAAGGACCGAAGCCGAGGCCAUAUUGGUGACGGCAGCAGCACUUUGGAGGUGACAGGCCGUGGGCAGAAAAGGCCUGCAGGCCUGGGGAUGGCAGAGCAGGCCCUGCUCUCCCUACCGGCCUCGUGCCUCCUGGCCCAGGCCGCCGUGGCCUGCAGGAACGUGAAGAUGAAGCACAUCCCUACUCUGAAUGCCCCUGGCCUGACCGCGCUCUACCUGGCAGAGAACGAGAUCGCCAAGAUCCCAGCCCACACGUUCCUGGGUCUACCCAACUUGGAGUGGCUGGACCUGAGCAAGAACAAGCUGGAUGCCCGGGGCCUGCACCCCCAUGCCUUCAAGAAUCUGACGAAGUUGAAGAGACUGAACCUGGACGGGAACUCACUGUCUACAGUGCCGGCCUUGCCCACCUCCCUGCAGGAGCUCAAACUCAAUGACAACCUCCUGCAGGGCCUGCAUUGCGGCAGCUUCUGGGGUCUCUGCCAGCUGCUGACACUGGAGGUAGAGGGCAAUCAGCUGCAUGACAGGGACAUCUCCCCUCUGGCCUUCCAGCCACUCCGCAGCCUGCUCUACCUGAGGCUGGACCGGAACCAGCUUCGGACCAUCCCACCUGGCUUGCCAGCCUCCCUGCAGGAACUGCACCUGGACACCAAUCACAUUGAGGAGGUGAGGGAAGACGUGCUGAAUGGCAGCCGGAGCCUCAGCGUGCUCGUGCUAAGCAACAACCGGCUCCAGGAGGACCGGCUGGCAUCGCGCGCCUGGAUCGAUCUCCCGAAGCUGGAGACGCUGGACCUCUCUCACAACCGGCUGGUGCACGUGCCCUCCUUCCUGCCCCGGGGCCUGCGGCGCCUCGCGCUACACCACAACCGCAUUGAGCGCAUCCCCGGCUAUGUGUUCGCACACAUGAAGCCUGGCCUAGAGUUCCUGCAUCUGUCGCACAACAGCCUUCGUGACAACGGUAUCCACGCUGUGUCCUUCCUGGGCCUACACAGCUCCCUGGCCGAGCUGCUGCUGGACAACAACCAGCUGCAGGCCAUCCCUCGAGGCCUUCUGGGCCUCAAGGGGCUGCAGGUGCUGCACCUGAGCCACAAUAAGAUCAGACAUGUGCCCCUGAACUCCAUCUGUGAUACACGUGUGGCCCAGGACUCCAACCUCAUCUCCACGCACCUGGAGAACAACCUCAUCGACCGGCGCCGCAUCCCGCCCACCGCCUUCUCCUGCAUCCGGGCCUACCACAGCGUGGUCCUCCAGCCCCAGCAGGGCGAGGCCUCCUAGCCCCACCCGCCCCCCUCGCCCCUACCCUGGCACUGCCCCCUGUGAUUGCUGGCCGGGAGAACCAUCUAGAAGAAGACCCACUUCCCGGUGACUGACUGAAGCCCAUGCGCUUAGCAAAUGUCUGGGCAGGGGUUAGCACUUGAACGUAAUAAAAGGCAUUGCAGCAGCAACAGCA